GAAGCCUACAACCUGACGUGGUGGCUCGGGGAUUAGCUCGCUGACCUGACGUGGUGGCUUUUUUGUCGCCUCGGUGACUCGGGGAGGACCGUGCUGGAACGGAAAGAUCAGGUUUUGGGAACGAGUUCGAAGCUGCGAAUCGCAGGGCAGGUAGGUAGGUAGGUAGAGAUCCGUUCAGAAGGGAAUGGACGGUGAGGAAGGAGGUGGUAUAAGGCUGAGCAAGAGGUUCUCCGAUAAGGGCGGAGAGGUAGACUACAAGACCAAGGCCGGCACAGCUUGGAGCCAUUCUUAUCUCAACCAGAAGCCAUGGCACCCUCUUUCCUACCCUAAUCAACGCCGCAAGUGGAUCGCUGAGCAGACCCACGCCCAGAAGCAACGCCGCGCCGAGGAUGUCUCCCGUGAGUAUGCCCAGGAGCAGGAGUUCUAUCGCCAGACUGCUCUCAUCUCCAAGAAGGAGAAAGAAAAGGUGGAAAUGAUGCAAGCUGUUAGCUUCAUGUAUGUUCGGCCUCCGGGGUACAAUGCUGAAAGUGCUAAGGCAGCGGAGAUGGCUGAUGAGAAGAAAAGAGAGGAGCUGAAUCAGCCGCCCCAAGACCCAAAUACAAAUGGAACAUCCUCUUCUAUGCCACCUGAAACCUUACGUGGUAAGGACCUAUUGAGUGGAGAGAAGAAGAAACCAAGGCCAAAAGAUGUGUUUGGGCGUCCUCUGCCAACUGAAGAAGAGUUUGAAAUUCUAAAAAAUGCUCCACGGAUGGACACAGGAGUUGCUGGUAGGGUGAAACCUUUUGGUGUUGAAGUCCGCAAUGUGAAGUGUCUAAGGUGUGGAAAUUAUGGUCACCAAAGUGGUGAUCGUGAAUGCCCAUUGAAGGACGUUAUAAUGCCUAAUGAAGAGAAUAGAUUGAAAAGGGAUGAUCCUUUGAAUGCUAUCCUUGCCCACACAGAUCCUAGUGAGCCUUUAAAGUGGGAGCUGAAGCAGAGACCAGGAAUCAGUCCUCCUCGUGGAGGAUUCAAUCCAGAUGAUCCCAACCAGCAGAUAGUUGCUGAGGACAUAUUUGAUGAGUAUGGAGGUUUUCUUGGUGGUGGUGAUAUCCCUGAGUUGUUGACUGCUUUCUCUAAGAAGCCCAAAAAGAAGUCCAAAAAAAACAAGCAUAAAAAACUGCGAUCAGUUCAUUCAGAAAAUGAAACAUCUUCAGAGGGAGAGAGGAGUUUGAUGGAGAAAAAAAUUAAGGUGAACAAAAGGAAGCAAAAUCAUUUAAAGUCAAGUUCAUCAGACACUCCAGGCUUUGAAAAGGAUCCAGAAAAUAGCAGACACAAGCAAUCUUGUCUGUCAGAAGAUUCUGAUGGUGAUAGGGAUGAUCGAAGAAGAAAAAUCAGACAAAAGCAAUUGUCUAAAGAUAUGGACUAUCCUAGGCAUAGGAGGAGUAAGAAUAGAAGACACAGGCAUUCUUUUUCAUCUGAGGAUUCUGAUCGUAAUGAGUAUUAUGGAAGUCACAAGAGGAGAAGUAAGCACUCUUAUUCUUCUGAAGAUUCGGACAGUAACAGUGAUGAUCCAAGUAGAAAGACUAGACGAAAGCAUUCCUAUUCAACUGUGAGGUCUGGUCAUACUGGACAUGACAGGAGUAAAAAGAGCAGAAAAAGGCAUUCUUAUUUGUCUGAGGAUGAUUCCGGUCCUGAUGGUUAUCAUGGAAAGCACGAGAGCAGAAACGAGCGUUCUUAUUCAUCCAAUGAUGAUUCUGACCAUCAAAGACAUUCCAGGAAUAAGAGUAAGCAUACUUUAACGGCCCAUUGUGACUCUCAGAAGCAUCACAGACGUGGAUGUUACAAGAGCAGAGACGAGCAUUCUUGUUCAUCUGAAGAUUCUGAUAGAGACAGGGACGAUCAGAGCAGAAAGGCCAAACAAAAGCAUCCCAUGCGUGAUAGGAGUAAACACAGUAAAAGGUGGUAUUCUUAUUCAUCUGAGCCUAAGGAUUCUGGUUCUGAUGGGUAUCACAGAAGUCAAAAGAGCAGGAGAUGAGGCUAAAAAAGCAAAAAUGGCAGGUACGAACAUUCUUGUUCGUCCGCCGAUUCUGAUCAUCGCAGACAUCUUAGAGUGUAAGGAGUGGCCACUGGCGCUUGACAUUCUUGGCAACUGUUUUUAGUACCCCAGGAAACGAGAGCGAGCGCAUGUCGAAGGUUGAUUCAGCGAAUGAGAGAAAAAAGUCUCACAAUUGAAUGUAAAAGUUAUGUACCUUUUUUUUUUUUUAAUAUCAGGAGUGUUUAGAAUCUCGUACAAUUCCUGCCUUACCACCUGAUAAACUCGUUGAUUAAAAUAAUUUGAUGACAAAGAUCCAUUAUUUGAUAAUUA
Molecule: messenger RNA, 2341 nt
Organism: Prosopis cineraria
Lineage: Eukaryota; Viridiplantae; Streptophyta; Magnoliopsida; Fabales; Fabaceae
Exons: 7
Coding region: 185-2011 (608 amino acids)
Biological process (GO): negative regulation of DNA-templated transcription
Cellular component (GO): nucleus
Molecular function (GO): transcription corepressor activity
Source: RefSeq, a predicted model, not a curated record